Eublepharis macularius is the source of this 2477-nucleotide messenger RNA. RefSeq names its product glycerol-3-phosphate acyltransferase 2, mitochondrial (gene GPAT2). The coding region runs from base 1 to 2358 and encodes 785 amino acids. Gene Ontology annotation, cellular component: mitochondrial membrane. The record is from RefSeq and is a predicted model, not a curated record. NCBI's taxonomy places the organism in Eukaryota, Metazoa, Chordata, Lepidosauria, Squamata, Eublepharidae. The transcript is spliced from 20 exons.
AUGAAGACCUGGCCCAUGGACUUGGGCAGCAAGCUGGAAGUCGUCACACCCUUUUUGGGCAAAUAUCGUCCUUUUGUUGGGCGCUGCUGCCAAAGGUGCACUCCAAAGAGCUGGGAAUCUUUCUUUCACAAACAUCUUACCUCUCUGGGAUUUUGCAAUGUAAUCAGGAUAACAGAAAAAAAUACCAGGUACAGAGGCUGGCUAGUAAGGAGACUCUGCUACUUCCUAACAGUAUGUGACUGGAAGUUCUGCAAUGGUACUCCUGGCGAUCUGCAAGAAAGAAUUUUCCACAGCAAGAGGGUACAGGACAUUGUGUCUCAGAAGGUGUCCCAAGGGAAGGGAGAUGCGGCUGGUGUGUCUGUAGCUCAGUGGAUGAAAGACAUUCACAGAAUUCUCUGCCAGAUCCAGUCGUCUCUCUCCCCUUUCCUAUUGAGGGUCUGCAACUGGGCUUUGCUAAAACUCUUGAAUUGGAUGUUCCUCAGUGUGAUACUUCACAAAGGGCAGCUGGAGAUGGUACGCAGAGCUGCGAAGAUGGCUGAUGUUCCUGUGGUUUUUCUAUCAAGUCACAAAUCGGAGUUGGAUGGUCUUUUGCUUCCACUUCUUCUAGUAUCUCAGGGCCUUGGCCUGCCCAGAGUGACCUGGGAAUAUAAAACCCAUACCUCAAAGCACAGGGCUUUGCUGACUUGCUUAGGAGGAGUGUUUCUACCACCAGCAGUGGAGCAGGUAUCAGGCAGCAAGAUGGGAGUGUUCUCCAGAGCUGUUCUAGCUUCAUAUCUUGAGGAUCUGCUCCUGAGCAGGCAACAAUUGUUGAUCUUCCUGGAAGAGCCCUUCUCUGGUGUACCACAACUCUCUGCCUGUGGUAGGGAGUGGCUAGCCCUGGUGUUCAGUGCUUUACAAACAGGAAUUGUCCCGGAUGUCAUAAUGGUGCCUGUGGGACUCUCCUAUGAUGUGGCCCCUAUUUCAAUUUGUAGGGGACAAGUGAACCCCAACCAGGCCCGUAGUCUCUGGAUGUUGCUCUGGAGCAUCUGCCAAGCUGCUUGUCAAGGGCUGGGCUGUGUUCGGGUGGAUUUUGCUCAGCCCUUCUCUUUGCAGGAGUAUAUAGCAAAUAGUGCCUUCAGACAGAGCUGUUCAGGAAAAUACCUGGAGGAACUGCUUCUACCAGAAAUACUUGGCAAAUGCCCCACAAUCCUGGAUUGUGAGAAAUUGGAAUAUCGGUCAUCAGGCUCCUAUGGUGCUGUAGCGCUGAACGUGAAGCAGCAAACCUUAGUGGACAAUUUGAGCCUCCAUUCUCUGAGCACUGCUGUAUCUUGUUCUGCCAUCAUGGCUGUGGGAAUUACCUCUGCGCUUCUGUUGCACAAGCACCGAGAGGGAGUCUUCCUGUCACAGCUGAUGCAGGACUUCGUCUGGCUCACCGAGGAAAUUCUGCUGCGCAACUAUGACGUGGGGUUCUCUGGGCAAGUGCGGAAUGUGGUGCUGCACACCCUUUUCCUGCUGCGGCACUGUGUCUCCCUCCACCGCCUCUCCCUGGGGGAUGUCCUGGUGGCUCCUAGGAGGACCGAGGCUGCUGUGACAGAGCUGAGCCAGCACAGCGCUGCUCUCCUGCCUGUCUUCAUACAAGAAGCUGUUGGGGCCUGUGCUAUUAAUGCCCUACUGGCAGAGCUCCUUCCCUACUUGGGAAGCCUGGAGCAGCUCAGGGAUGCUGUCCUGGACCAGGAGGAGCUUCACAACAAGACUGUCUUGCUAGUCCAGUUGCUGCCCAGAGACGUCGUCCUGCGCCAGCCGUGCCAGUCUGUGUAUUACUACUGCCAGGUUGUUGUGGACAAGUUGAUCCAGGAUGGCUUGUUGGUCGCCGAAGAGGUGCCCAGUGACCGCUUGGUGUGUGACACAGCACGGAAGAACUUCACCAAGAAGCUGCUGUGGAAGAGCACAGAUGACUUUGAAGACAGUGACAGUGACUACAAUGAAGAGGCUGCAAAGCAGUGCUUCAAAAUAAGCCACCUGGAACACUGCAUGGAUGUCUUUGUGUUUCUUUGCUGCCUUCUGGGCCCCUUACUGAAGACCUUGAGGAUUGCUGUGGGGUUCCUCGGGGAGUUAGAGCGCCCCCAGGCAGAGUCUCAGUACAUGGAAAAGCUGCAGAAGUUCUUGGUGAGGAAGGCAAAUGAAGACUGUUCUUUUGACUGUGCCAACAAGUCUCUGGCUGCUGUCUCUAUCUCCAUCUAUAAGGAGCUGGGGGUACUGCGUGAACUGCCAGGGCAAAGGGAACCCAUUCUCCACCUCUCUGAGACCUUCAUUGCCAAAGAGAACCAAGAGAAACUGGGAAAAUUCAUCGAGCAGUUUAUCUGGCAAUCAGCGUGCUAGUUCCUUUUUCCUUUGCUCAAGCAGAGGUCAGCCUGCCUGGCCUAGAGUGAGGCAGCAACUUCCUGCCUUCUCCCUCCUCUUUGUUUUUGAUGCCUGUCUUGUAUGACUACUUUUGAAAA